This is a messenger RNA of Knipowitschia caucasica, 339 nucleotides long. NCBI's taxonomy places the organism in Eukaryota, Metazoa, Chordata, Actinopteri, Gobiiformes, Gobiidae. The record is from the annotation of a GenBank genome assembly.
AUGUCUCCAGUGGGCACGCUCACCGGUCAGAGCCUGAUUCCUGUUAGCGCUCGGAGGGACCGGGCUGGAAAAAGGGGCUGGUGCUGGGCUCUCUUCUUUAUUUACUGUGACCCCGGUCCGCAGGAGGCCCAGGCAGGGCACAUGCCAAACUCCCCAGGCGGGCAGCUUGGGCCUGGCCUCACUCUCACCUCGCUGCCCGCCCCUCUGGCUCCACUCGGCAGAUAUAUUGACAAAAUCCAUCCAAUUGUGGCGUGUAUAUGGGAGCGGCCGGGAGGACUGGACCUCUCUGCGGCUGCAUCUUGUUUCGGGGCCGGGCCGGUGGAUGCCAGCGCCUCCUGA